Messenger RNA from Dovyalis caffra, 855 nucleotides. The record is from the annotation of a GenBank genome assembly. NCBI's taxonomy places the organism in Eukaryota, Viridiplantae, Streptophyta, Magnoliopsida, Malpighiales, Salicaceae.
AUGGUGGAUAGGCAAAUGAAAAAUGGCUCUGCAGCAUUUUCGUGGGCAGAUGAGGUAGAGAAAGAAGAGGAAGAACAAGCUCGAUUCCAGGAGCAGCAGAAGCAGAAAUCAAACCGUUUUGGCUCUGCCAGACCCAGAGAAGUUGUUUUCCAGGAAAAAGGAAUUGAUUGGAGAAAACUCGACUUCCAUCUUCAACAACCUUCUCACAUGAGGCAUCUGGAUGAUCCGAAGCUAUGCAAGGAAAAUAUUUCUGCCUCUGCUGCUCCAGGCAUCGACAGGAUGCAUUCACUUACCCCAAGCAAGUGCCUAAAACACGAGGCCCAAGAUGCAAAUUCGGAGUUAGAAAGAAGUGAAAUUGCGCUGGUACCUUUGGCUACGCGGAACCAGAUUGCUGUACUAUUCGUACCUCCUCUAAGAUAUCCACCUAAAAAUGUCAUCCCUAGUUUGUCUGAGUCUGGAUUUCAUUAUUACCUGCAUAAAUUGGACAAAGGGCAGCAAGGUUUUCAAAGCAAGAGGCCACCGAAGCAUGAGAAAGAGAAUACAUUUCAUCAUCAAGGGCCUAGAAGGGUUCACUGCUCUCAGAAUUUGAAUCCCGCAAGUCACAUUCGUCCUCAACAUCAUCGGCAAAUAUUGCAAGCUGUGCAAAGGUGCCAGUUGAAGGAGAAUUGCAUAAAUUUCAAACUGGGGCAAUCAGUUGGUAAUGGAAAGAACUUGAAGAAAUCAGCAGCUCGUAGAAUACAGCAAGUUUCUGAUUCAGCAACUGAGAGAGACCUUGCAAAAACCUUCAAGAAGAUUAAGCGGGCAGAGUUUGACAAAACCACUCUUGUGCAGGAGGUAACCAGCGGCUGGCUUUAG